Molecule: messenger RNA, 2195 nt
Organism: Vitis riparia (riverbank grape)
Lineage: Eukaryota; Viridiplantae; Streptophyta; Magnoliopsida; Vitales; Vitaceae
Product: peptide-N4-(N-acetyl-beta-glucosaminyl)asparagine amidase A-like
Exons: 1
Coding region: 39-1877 (612 amino acids)
Cellular component (GO): vacuole
Source: RefSeq, a predicted model, not a curated record
ACCAAAGCUUUUCUCUCGAGUCUCAACAACCAUCUUCUAUGGCUGCUUCUCUCCUUCCUCUCCUCCUUUUUUCUCUCUUCUUCCUCCUCAACCCUCCCUCCACCACUGCAAAUCUACACAAAGUCAGCAACCUCCUCAGAUCACAGCUUCUCUCACAGCCCAAACCCCACCGAGACACCCCUCCAAUCAGGUUCUUUGAAGUCACCAAACCCAUCAAAGUCCCCAAAACCAAGCCCUGCUCUUCCCUUGUUCUCCAACAUGAUUUUGGCUACACAUAUGGUAAACCCCCUGUUCUUGCUCCCUACUCUCCUCCUGCUCAUUGCCCAUCUCAGAAUUUCUCCAAAAUUGUGCUGGAAUGGAGUGCCACAUGUAAAGGGAGGCAAUUUGAUCGGAUUUUUGGGGUUUGGCUUGGUGGGGUUGAGCUUCUCCGGAGCUGCACUGCAGAGCCUACAGCUACUGGGAUUGUUUGGACUGUUAAGAAGGAUGUUACCAGGUAUUAUUCUUUGCUUAUGAAGGAAGAGACACUUGCUGUUUAUUUGGGUAAUGUUGUUGAUAAAACCUAUACUGGGGUUUACCAUGUGAAUGUGACUUUUCAUUUUUAUCCUGCUGCGAAGAAUUCUGAAAAAUUGGCUUCUGGGUAUGGUUCCUGGGCGGAUUUGAUCUUGCCCAUUUCGCGAAAUCUGCCUUUGAAUGAUGGGUUGUGGUUUGAAAUUGAGAAUUCGACUGAUUUGGAGGUGAAGAAGUUCAAAAUUCCUCGAAAUGCCUAUAGGGCUGUGUUGGAGGUUUAUCUUUCAUUUCAUGAGAAUGAUGAAUUUUGGUAUUCAAAUCCACCAAAUGAUUACAUUUCUGCAAAUAAUCUUACUGGGACUCCUGGAAAUGGGCCUUUUAGGGAGGUUUUGGUGGGGCUUGAUGGUAAGCUAGUUGGUGCUGUUUGGCCCUUUACAGUCAUCUAUACAGGAGGGGUCAACCCCCUCUUAUGGAGGCCAAUUACUGGAAUUGGGUCAUUCGAUCUUCCGAGUUAUAAUAUUGAAAUUACUCCAUUUUUAGGGAAGAUAUUAGAUGGAAAGACCCAUACUUUUGAGUUUAGCGUUACCAAUGCCUUGAAUGUAUGGUACAUAGAUGCAAAUUUGCAUAUUUGGUUGGACCAUAAGAGCACACAAACUGAAGGGAGGCUUUUGGGCCAUGGCUCUGGGUCGUCUUUGUCUACUUCGACAUUGUAUAUGAAGGGUUUAAAUGCAUCAUUUUUGACACUCUCUCGCAGGUCUAUAUCAUCCACUGGAUGGGUGAAAUCCUCCCAUGGGAAGAUGACAACCCAGUCGAUCCAAGAAUUCAAAUACAUCAACUUAAUGGUAAUGGGGAAUGAUGGGGAUUUGCAGACUGUGAAUCAGACAAUUCAUUUCAAUGAUGGUGUUUAUACCAAGUUCCCAUAUUCUUUUAGUUAUUCGAUCAAUUCAUCUAAACUGUUUCCCCUUUAUUUGUACUCUGACAAUGUGGAUCGAGGAAAUGGAACUUAUCUUUCACUGGCAAAUGUCACUCUGGGAUUUAAUGAGGAGAGAUCUAACUCUGCUGGUUCUAGCUUCUCCAAGACCUUUCUUGAAAAUUUGCAGACGGGGCAGGGUUCUAUGAUUGUAAAGAACAACUUGGUGAGCAGUGGAUUGGGGAGUACUCAAGAAGUAUACAACUAUGGCUGUCCUAAAUUCUGCUACUUUAGGAAUGUGAGCAGCUCAAACUACACCAUUUUGUAUGAUACGGUGAGCAGUUCUUGUAGAAGAAGGCCACAGUCUCAACUGGACAUUAGUCAUGGUAAAUUCUAUUCCAUUCCUGCUCGAAAGGUCUUUCUAACAUCUGAUUUGCGUGAAGAUGAGAAGGGGGUUUAGGUCAAUUGCUUCAAAGGAGGAUGUCUCUUAUUGGGUCUUUAGGUGGAUUUCUGCAUGUGGCUGCACCAAAUGAGAAUAUAACCAUGUCAUAGUCUUUAGUUUUUGUGUGCAUAAAUUACUUCCACUGCUGUUCCUUUUUAGUUUUUUAAUGUAAUUAUUUGCAUUAAAAUAUAUUAAGUCUUGUUCUUCAAGUGGAGAUGGUGAACAUCUUUCAUAUUGGUGUGCCUCAAUCUCUCCUAGUUUCUUAUCAAAACAAUUCCUAAUACCAGUUCCUUAUCAAAUGAAUGAAGGGAAUGAUCAACAUUUCCUGAUUUAAUA